UCAGAAUAUUUAAAGCCGCGUAAUGGGGAGAGAUACUCCAAUAAUUUAUGAUGAAAUAGGGAAUUCGAUUUUUUUUCCUCAACUCGGGAAACUGUGUUAGUUGAAUGAAACAGAGCAGUGCGACGUCUUCCGUCAGUCUGUGGGGACAAACGAAAAAGAAAGGACAGCAGUGUUAAUUUGUCGACAAUAAUCCGAUCAGAUGGCAGAUAUUAAUAUAAAGAUAAAUGGUUGAGAGCUCAUUGAUUGAGAGACUGGAUGAUUAUAUUGGUGCUUUCUUGACAAUCAAAGUUUGGGAGUGACUUAAUAAAGAUGAGAAUAUCGGUAUCGACUAUUGUCUUCCUCGUUUCCGUUGUUAUGUUGUCUAUUUUUGUUGCUAAUGUAGCUAAUUUAAUCGCGACUGAUAGUAAGACUCAUCAUGAAGAGGAAACUCAGAGGUUUGGAAGAGAGAAGCCUAGGAUAUAUAAGAUUGGGGAUAAGAUGGACAAUCUUAUGUGGUUUUUGCAGAUUUCAGAUAUCCACAUUAGUAUCUUCAAAGACCCAUUUAGAAUAACGGAGUUGAAGGAGUUCUGCGAUAAAACUGUCGAUGCAUUCAAUCCACCAGUGGUUAUAGCCUCUGGUGAUUUGACCGAUGCUAAAAAGAAGGAUGCAAUGGGCUCCAAACAAUCGUUGGAUGAGUGGAAGCAUUACAAAAGAGUGUUGGAUGAGUCUGGGGUGCUGAAGAAGACCACUUGGCUUGAUGUCAGGGGAAAUCAUGACAAUUUCAACGUCAUAAACAUGAAAUCCCCUGAAAACUACUACCUAAACUACUCAGUCCAGGGUAGACGCCAUCCACGCUCGUAUCUCCACCAAUUAGUCCAGAACUCGCAGACGUACUCGUUCAUAGCUGUUGACGCAUGCCUGGAGCCAGGUCCUAAACGUCCCUUCAACUUCGUGGGUUUUCUCGAUGAAUACGAGAUAGACAAGAUAAAAGAGCUGGUCCAAGAGUCCAAAAGACUCAACAGUGACUAUAUCGUGUGGUUCGGCCACUACCCGACCUCCUGCAUCCUCUCUCAGUGCAACAAUGGCAUAAGGGAAAUUAUGGCUGAGCACAAGGAGGGCAUGGUGUAUCUCUGUGGACACUACCACACUUUGGGUGGACUAGUCCCUGAGAUGUACACGUUGCAACGCGGGGGAUAUCUAGAGCUAGAACUGGCUGACUGGAAGGAUAAUAGAAUGUACCGGGUGGGAAUAAUUGAUCACGGACAAUUCUCCUUCAGUGACAAUCAGCACAACAACUGGCCUGUGGCUGUCAUAACAAAUCCCAAACACGUUUUGUUUACAAUGCCUGAAAGGGAGAACAUUAAGUCGAUAGUUGAGUCCACCCAUGUGAGAGUGCUGGCAUUCUCCACAGUCCCCAUCAAGUCUGUGAGCAUCAGGAUCAAUGAGGAAGGGUGGGUGCAGUGCAGGAAGGUUGAAGGACCACUUUAUGUGACACGAUGGAACGCCUCGCGAUACUUAAAUGGCAUUCAUACAAUCAGGACAAAAGUUGUGGACGAACUGAACAGGGAGAAGGAGGUGGUGCAAAUGUUUGCGCUAGACGGAUCCAGAAUGUCCUUCAAGGUACUUGGAAAGUUUUUGCUGAUGUCUGACGCCAGCAGAAUUUUUGCCAUUGCUUUCGGAGUGAUGCUAGUCCUCAAUGUCAUUCCUCUGUGUGUUUUACGAGUUUGUCAUAAACUGGUUCUAAUGAAGAAGAUGCAGCGUCCGAGGUUGAGGAUUAGAUGUUUUCACAUUUUUGUCAGAAAAGUUUGGAUUACAUCGACUAUCAAUUAUCUCUUCUGGCCGAUGGUUUUGUAUCCACUCUACUUAGUCUUCGGUCCAUGGGCAGCAGGCGAAGUGAUAGAAGAUUCCUUCGGUGUAAUUUUCGCUUGGGGAAUGUACAUCGGAAAUUCAUAUCUCCCAGGAUCUUUCACAUACGCCUACGGAUUCUUCCAAUUAUUUACGUUCCACGUGCCGUUGACAAUAAUUCUUGCCUUUACAGUGGACAGACGAUUUCAGAUGCUUGAAAACCCCUUGAUGAAACCACCGAACUUACUGGUACUGCUAUGGAGGCAGCUACCUUUCUUCCUUUUGAUCUCCAUGCAAACUGUCCUCGCAUAUUUUUUCUGGCUAGCCUAUGGCACCGUCGCAACAAUUCUCUGCCCCUUCAGAAGCUGGAGCAUUCUAAUUGCUAUCGUGUUAUGGUAUCUAGCUCAUACUGUACCUAAUUAUCGUCUCAGAUCUGCAGUCUCAGUUUGGUCAUCAGCGAAGAGAUUAUCGAUAGACGAUUAGAUCCAGUCUUCUGUAUGGGUUGACUGAAAUUCUUAUUUUUCCAAUGAAAUGUAGAAAUGCUGAGGAAUGAAUUUAGUUCGAUAAUAAUUGAUUUAUUCGUUAUUAAAACUGAUCGAAACUGAUCGAUAACAAUGUUCUCCUCUGCAUUCAAGACUUGAUAGAGUAUUGAUGAAAAUUAUUUUUUAAUGGAAGUACAAGCGUGUAGUUAUUGUAGAAAUGACUGUUCUCUUUCUGUGUGAAUAUUACGGGUGUUUAUUACUCGGUUUUUUUCGUUGAAUAAUCAUUUCGAGAUGGUCCAUGAUUAUCUCUGGGGUUUUGUGAUAUUUUAAUGAAUACUCUUGGGAAUAAAUAUUUUUAAGAAGUUUGAAUAUGAAUUUGAGAAGCGCUAAAGUGGGGCAGUGCAAUUUGAUACUUACGAUAAUUGUAAGCUCAUUCUCGGAGGGUGUGGUUGCAAAAAUAACCAUUUCUGAGGACCCUAUUUCUCGAGUGCUCUUAAAAUUAUUAAUUUCCGGGGUAAUCUCAUAUUUAAAACAACAAAGUGAGUGAGAACGAUUGAUUUCACAACGUUCUACCCAUUCACCAUUGACUACAAAUAUUAAAACGUCUUUGACAAUGAAAGUAAUCAAUCUUGAAUUAAUUACAGAUACUGUUCAUAUUUUUUAUCCCAAUUACACUUCCAUGACGGUUGUCAUUGUAUUGAACAAUGCAAUUUAUCAGUUUUUCAUUGUUCAUACGAGGGAAUUAAAAAACGCAGGAAUUUAUGUACCUAAAUAAUUUCAAUUUCGAUGAUGUGAUUCUAUAAAAUAAUUGCUCCUUCAAAUGACUAAGUAACCAUCGUUGUUGAUUAGAAGUGACAAUUUGUUUUAGGAGUGUGCCAAUAAAGUCAUUGAAAAGUUA
Molecule: messenger RNA, 3204 nt
Organism: Diachasmimorpha longicaudata
Lineage: Eukaryota; Metazoa; Arthropoda; Insecta; Hymenoptera; Braconidae
Product: transmembrane protein 62-like
Exons: 3
Coding region: 310-2307 (665 amino acids)
Molecular function (GO): hydrolase activity
Source: RefSeq, a predicted model, not a curated record